This is a messenger RNA of Asparagus officinalis (garden asparagus), 1933 nucleotides long. RefSeq lists its product as uncharacterized. Bases 438 to 1691 code for a protein of 417 amino acids. NCBI's taxonomy places the organism in Eukaryota, Viridiplantae, Streptophyta, Magnoliopsida, Asparagales, Asparagaceae. The transcript has 5 exons. The record is from RefSeq and is a predicted model, not a curated record.
CGGCCACCUCCGGCGAAUAGGCCAGUCGUAAGCCCAAUGCCGAUUCGCUCAGCUUUCAAUCUCAAUGGAAACCCUAACCCUAAUUAUUAUCCAGGGAUUUUAGUGGAUGACUUGUUUCCCAAAGAGCCUGAUAUUCUCCUUCCCCUGCCAAGAAGUUCAUGUUAUCAAUAUAGAUGGCUGGAUUUUUUAGGACAACCGUGGCCUCCAAACAUGCCAGAAAUUCCUUAUUCUACCAUCUGGGGAUAAUCAGUUAAUGUGCAAAAUGGCACAACUCCUUAUAACAUUUCUCCUAUGGGAAGUCGUAAAUCCCCUUACAAUAUUUCUAAGGAAUCAGAUUUUAGUGAAAGACUCAGUACUUGUAACAUCUCGGGGCAUCAUGUUGUUUUAAAAAUGGUGUAGCACCUUAUUUUCCGUUUCAGAAACCAUUACAUAAAAGCAUGUUGUGUGGGACAGAUAGAGAACCUUUUUAUCUUCAUGAAGACACUGAAGAAGGAAGAAAUAGUAGGAAAGGGGAACCAUUUUAUCUUCAUGAAGAAACUGAAGAAGGAAGAAAUAGUAGGAAAGGGGAAAUGGAAGCAAACAAUAAUCAACGAGCACACUUGGAGCAAGUAGAAGUCGCAAACCAGUUCAAGUCGGAUGAACAUGCAGAACAUAAAUUUACUAGUCUCCCUCAUGCUAUUGAUGCAAGUAUUCAUGCUGAUAUUGUUGGGGAAAUUGGUUCUUCUUUUCUCAUGCCUGAAGCUGCACCACUGAGUGCCAUACUGGAGGCACUACGACGCCUAUCAGGCAACCUUUUGUCACCUGACUUUGUUUCUAUUAAACUGAAGGGUCAUGAUCAUGACCUUCUCCGUUUACUAAUUGACAACAUAGUAGCAUUUGCCAUGAGGAACAAAAAGGAUGUUAACAGGAGGAAUGCUCAUGAUUCUAGGCCAAUUGCUGGAUUAAAUAGUGAUUUCGGUGGUAAACAGAAACAUGAUUCCUGUACCAGGGAUGAGAUGAUUCAUUCUGUUACAUUGGAGAUGCUCAAGGAGGAGGUCGACCUUUCUUAUGAUCACAAUUCAUCUGAUCUUUGUAAUCAUGAAAAUGUGGUUAAGAACAAUGUCAGUGAUGGUAAAGAAAGCUUUCAGGCAGAGGUAUAUAAGAAACUAUGGAUCAAAGCUGAGGCUGCCUUGUGCAUAAUGAAGCUACAAUUUGCUCAAAUCGAGAUCAAUGGAGAGAGUCACAACCACCAAACAGAAGGAAACCUGCAACAAUCAUCUGAAGUCUCAAGUCCGGAGGACUCCAUGUAUUAUAAGCAUGAGGCACCAAUCAUUACGAAGAAGAAGAAUCCUGUAGCAGCAGAGGAUGCAUCUGUUCAGGCUGGACUCAAAGUUUUGAAAGACCGAGAUAACAUAGCAAACUCUACAGCAAAAAACAUUGAGCUUACACCUGCUAAGAUUGCUGUGGAUAGAGUGUUAACAUCGGGAAACCUGGGUGCUGCAAACUCCUCAGAUUUGGAACUUAGUGAAGAUACAUUCUACACUGAUAUGAAUAGAUCUGAAAUUAAUGAUUCAAUUGGAAACAAUGAUGAGGAAAAAGAAGGCCUAGAUUUUUUCGUAAGUUCGAGCGAUGAAGAACUAGAUUCAUGCAGAAAGAAACCUAAUUCUGGUGAUGAAGGCGAUGGCUUCUCCUCUGACUGGGAGCUUGUUUGAGGUCCAAACUCUCGCCUCCAUUGCAGGGAUCAUUUUGAUGUAUCUGCAAACUGAAAGUAGGUUAGUUUGAGAACUUCUGCUGGAAUUUUAAUUUAUGCACAUUGAACAUUGAAUCUGGUAGUUUUUCUUUUUUUAGUGAAUAAGUAGAUUAGUAGUUCAUCAAAUUUUGCAUUUGAACUAUGCUUAUUUGCUAAUAUGCGUUUCAUUUGGCUAUUCAGCUUGUACUUCUUCAUGUUUAAUAC